This is a messenger RNA of Danaus chrysippus (African queen), 732 nucleotides long. NCBI's taxonomy places the organism in Eukaryota, Metazoa, Arthropoda, Insecta, Lepidoptera, Nymphalidae. The record is from the annotation of a GenBank genome assembly.
UUGCUGUCGGAGAGUUUGAAAGAUGCUAGAAAAAGCGAGCGGCAAAUCACUGUUUGUUGGAUAGACUUGGAGAACGCGUUCGGGUCGAUACAACACGAAUUGAUGCUAUUCGCGCUUAGAUGGUACAACUUUCCACCCCUAGUUAGAGAUAUGAUCGCGUCGUAUUACUCAAAAUUAAGGUUUUCUAUAAUAACUAAAGAAGGCCCUUCAAAAAGCUUGAGUUAUAAUGUAGGACUGUUUCAAGUGGAUAAAUUCUGUGAGUGGACGGAUGGAUUGAGGACAAAACCCAGUAAAUGUCAUUGUCUGUGUCUUGGUAGGCGGAAUACAAGAUACACCUCAUACGAUCCGGGACUAUCGUUAGGCGGUCAAUGCAUUUCUACGGUUACGGAAAAUGCACCAUUUAAAUUUCUCGGUCGUAAGAUUGAUAAUAUAGGCCGUACUCCAUCUUUAGAAGGAAUAGUAGAUAGCUUUUUGAACGAUCUUAACAAGUUAGAUGCAGGCGUCAUAAAGAUGUUAAAGUUGUGGCUCGGGCUCGCUCUAACGGCUGAUUCAUCGGUGUUAUUUAGGGGAAGCAAUAGUUUUGGGAUGAGUCUAAAAAGGCCAUCGGAGCUCUAUAAACACCUAAGAGUUUCCAAGAGAUAUAUCCUGGGGAAAUCCCAUGAUGACAUAGUGACAUCGCUCCCAAAAGAUGAAGAUGCCCCCGAAAUGAUAAAUAUAAGAUCCAUGCAAUGA